Cordyceps militaris CM01 is the source of this 669-nucleotide messenger RNA. RefSeq lists its product as uncharacterized. The record is from RefSeq and is a predicted model, not a curated record. NCBI's taxonomy places the organism in Eukaryota, Fungi, Ascomycota, Sordariomycetes, Hypocreales, Cordycipitaceae. The coding region runs from base 1 to 669 and encodes 222 amino acids. The transcript is spliced from 3 exons.
AUGCCUAAGCUCAGCAGUCGAGGUAAGACACUGAGACCGGAAGACUUCAAAUAUUACUUGAAUGACAUCGUGAAUCUCGGGUGCUACAAAGCGAUCAACCGGGCUGGAUCCACCGAAGAUGAAGUUGAUGCCUUUUACACUGGAUUUCUGGCUGACGUCUUUUUGAAGAAGAACGGCUGGGUAAUUCAUGCGCAAACCAGGGCUGGCCGCACACUGGUGAAGAUCGAUGUCAGGGUCCGUUGGGUCCGCCUCCAGGGUGCUCAGACGGCAGUCAUUCUCUGGGAGAACAAAAGACGCGAGCUCGAAAGCGAUUCCUCUGUUUGGGCGGAGGCUUUGGAGCAAGUGGUCGAAUACGCUGACGCUGUCCGUUGCAAUGGUCCUGAACAAGACGCCUCGAAACCGCUCUACCUCACCGUCAACGUCGGUACCUACCUCCGAUUUUAUGAGCUUCCUGGCUUGUCAAAUGUGGCAAAGGACUGGGCACCCGCAAAGGGUAAAUUGUAUGAGUUGGCAGAUGACGAGGAAGCUGUGUGGAAGCUCUGGAACCGCCUUCGACGAGACAUCGGCAGUGCGGCUGGUGGAAAGCGACAUCUCGAAGAUGAAAGGAUGAAAGGAUGGAUGGCUAAGCUCGACGCGGACAGCGUGGCCACACGCAAGGAAACCCUAUAG